CUAGCCUGGGAACCUCCAUUUGCCGAGGGUGCAGCCCCAGAAAAGACAACAACAACGAAAAGACCCAAGGCAAAUUCCUUAACCUUUUAAAGCCUGCACUUUCUCCUUCAAACCAAAGUAAUAAUAUAACCCAGCAGAGUUCCCUGGUAGCCUAGUGGCUAAGGACCCAGCAUUGUCACUGCUAUGGCUUAGGUAACUUCUAUGACACAGGUUUGAUCCCUGGCCAGGGAACUCCCACAUCCCACAUGUGUGGCCAUAUAUAUAUAUAUAUAUUACAUAAUCUAGGGAAUUAUGAAAUAAUUAGUUAAUAUGAGUAGAGAUUUUAGAAUAGUGCCUAACAUUUUUAAGUUCUCUGUAAAUGCUACUGGCUAUUAUUUUUGGAGUAAAUCAGAUAUAAAUCCCGAGUGUCCCCCUAAUUUAAUGUAAUUUUGUGGAAUUAAUGCUAUAUCAACAGCCCGUGGUUUUAUUUUUCUUUGGAAUAGGGAUAACAAUGCCUAAGUCUGGUUUGUGGUCAGAGUAAAUGAAUUUAUACAUGUAAAGUACACAGUAUAGUGCCUGGCUUAGAGUAAGUGGGCGUGAAAUGCCGAAUACCCCUUAAGAUGUAAAGAAAGGGGUGAGUUUGGGAAUGAGGAGAGAAGGCCAGAGCAUAUUUUAAUAUCACAGUCUGCAUCGAAGCAAACAAAUUACUGCAACAAAGUGAUAGAGCCUAACCUGGAGAGUUUUUUUUAAAAACAAUAUGCAGCCAAUGAUUCUUUCCCAAAAUGUUCUUUUCCGGGUGUUGCCCAUUUCCCUAGAUUUCUCAGCUGAUGUAUGAAACUCUUCAACUGUGUUAUUUAUUACCUUACAAAAUUCUGCUCUGGGGGGCUGCACGUGAAGAGCCUGUUGAAUUCUUUGAAAUCUGGAAGACCCCUUAGCUGGGGCCAACAGAAAGAGUUCACAAAACAAGAGGUAAAAGUAGCUACUGUAGAUAGGGAAGGGCCGGGCCUAUAUGACUCUCCGCUGGUUGAUCCUACCCUGGAAAUGCCAUUGUCCUAAAGGGAAAUCCUGCCUGGAAUUUACAAAAUAGUAUCCAUGGGGCUUUAUGUGAGUUUCAAGGAUGGUUGGGAUUUCUUUCCUGGAAAAUGGGAUGUGGCAAUUUUUAAAAUACUUUGACUAACUCUAUAAAUCAAAAGACCAAUUGAAAAUAUUUGCUGAAAUCUGCUGAGGAAUAUAAAGGGAGAAGAAUAAAUUUGGGAGUCAGACAAAGGGAUAUUUGAACUCUGGAUCUAUGACUUUCUAGCUGUGUGACUUUAGCUAAGUCACUUACUUUACUCUCUGUACCUAAGGAGGUUUUUUGUGUGUUUUUGUUUUGUUUUGUUUUGUUUUAACUAUACUGUGGUACAGUGUAGGAUUUUAAAAUGCAGUUUGGUUUAACUGACAUAAUUAAUUUCUGUAAACUUUUUUUUUAACUUUUGACUUCCUAUAGCUAUAUGUUGGCAGGAAUUUCAGAGAAUAAUUACUUAAGACAUUUAUUUUCCUAUCACCAACUAAGAAUUCUUCCUUCAAUGGCUUGGUGACACAAUUGAAAACAACUUAGAAAGAUAGAGGGAUGAGGAAAUUGAUAGAAAGAUAUCUCCUAUAAACAUAUUAUCCAAAAUGGAAAGCACCAUUUGAAGAACCAACUUGAUGACCUAAGAAUAUUCUUGGUACUCAGAGGAGAAAAAUAGCCCUGUGGGCUGGGCUGAUGAAGAAGUCUUUAUGGGGAGAAAACUAGAAUUAGGCCUGGGAGCAGGGGGAAGUAGUAGGACAAGAGAAGAGCAAAGUGAUUUCAUCCAUCUAGGCCCAGCAGAGCCUCUAAAGAACUGGCACUUCUGUCGUCAUCCCACAGCUAGCCUGUGCUGAGCAGGGGAACACCAGAGGCUGGCUCAGCUCUCCAUGGUCUUAGUGAAUCCUCUUGUUAAACAUGAGAAAAAGGCAGGUGCAUUCCCAUCAUGAAUUUAGAAAUCUUGAAUUUAGAAAACUGAGACUUGGACAUAGGGUGACUUCCCUCAACUCACACAGCAGGCAUGUGACAGAAGCAGGAUUUAACCCAAGCCCAGCUACCUUGAAGCUUGCAUACGAUACAAUAUUUCUAAUAAUGAUGAAAGCUGCCAUGAUGGAUGGUUACCUCCUUAUGAAAUCUCCUUGCUGUUACCACCAUCCACCUUUCCCCAGGUGGGAUUGACUUUCCCUUCCUAUGGUCCCCCUGUAGCCUUAAAGGAGCUGCUGUGUUUUUUUAAUGUCACUCCUGCCUCUUCUAUUAACUUUUAAGUUACCAAAGGAUAGGUUUGGAUAUUAUUUCCCAUUUUACCACAUACAUAUAUAUAUAUAUAUGUGUGUGCAUAGAUACAGAUAUAGAUAUAGAUCGAUCAUCCAUAGCUCCUAGUAGCAGCUUAAUAAGUGUUUUUUAAAAAUAACUGAAUGAAAGAAUGAAUGCUCAUUUUCUACCAAGCACUGUGCCCUUAGCUUUGGCAAAUUGACCUCUUUAUGCUUCAGUUUCCUUGCCUAUAAAAUGAGGAUGACAGUGAUACUACCAUGUAGCACUGUAGGGAUGAAUUAAUUGUUGAUAAAUCACUCUAAUAUUGAUGAGCACGUAGUAAAUGUUCAGUCAGUGUUAACUAGCAGUAUGUCCACUCUUAGUUCCCAAAAUUCCCUAUAAAAGGAGAAUUUUUUUUAAAAAAGCAUUGAUGUAUUACAAACACAACUUAGAGUAUAAGCAUUAUUUUCAGAAUGGUUAAGUAUCUUGCAAAAUAUCACACAGCAAGGGAAUAACAAAACCAGGAAAUGUCCCUUGGGGUCAAAGACAUAACUCAUAAGCCCUUAUGUUUCAUAGUGAGUUCCAGGCACCAAAAGUCCCUGCACAUGCAGGGUCCAGGUUGAUUCUUUACACCAGCACUCCGGGGCUGGGCUUCAGCACAGUGGAGAUAACAGGCAGUCAUUAAGCCAGUGUGAUCCUGUCAGAGCCUAGAACCCGUGACCAUUCCCACAAUGGUUGCUUGGGGCGGUGUGGAAUAGAAGGCCCAUGGGGUCUGUCAGGACAGCAGGACCACUUCCCAGAUGAUAAUAAUCGCCUAGGUUCUAGUUUAAGAACACAAGCUGCAGAAUCCUCUGAAUCAGACUCUCCGCAAAGGAGUACUUUUAACAAGCACCCGGGUGAUUUAUAUGAUGAGGGAAGUUUAUGAAACUUUGCUUUGAGGCAGGCUGCAGCAAGUAUUUAAGGACUAUUGUAGUGCUUACCCUCCAGGGGGCAGUUACUGAACAGCAGUGUUCUUAGGAGGUAGUGCUCUGCCCCACCCUCCAUCCUUGUUUGUAAAUACAAGCACUAAAUCAAUCUCCCUAAUAAUUCUCUUCAAUCAUGUGUCAACGGGGACCAGAACAGCCCCAGUGGACUGGCAAGUGGGCGGCGGCUUAGAUGCUCUCGCUUGCAAAAUCCACUGAAUCAUGGAUGUUUUGCUUCUGCACUUUUCUCCCUAGAAAAGCUGUCCAUGGGCUUCUUUCCACGAAGGCUUUUUUAAGAGGCUAUAGGCUUCAGAAGCCAAAAUUGAUUUUUUUCCCCCUAGCAUCCGAAGAGCCAGAAGGUUGAGCCGUCUCGCGGAGCAAGCUCUGGGAGGGGAGAGCAGCUGCUAUGGCAAAAAGGGGACAUUCGCAAGCUUCCCAGGCAGCAAACUAGCGCGCAGACAGCCCAGCCCCGUGUUGCGUCGUCAGCGCGCGGAGUGCCGCUGUGCUCUCCCGGGCAAGUUUUUGGGGAGUGUCCCUUCUCUCUACGGACACAGCAAAGUCUCCAGUUUACCAACAGAUGUUUCCCUCGCAGCCCUGAAGUCCAAGAGCUCGCUGGCUGCAGCGCAAGGUCCUGAGGCCAGCGCGCUGUGGUUGAGGGACCCCACCAGGCAAAUGUCAGAAUCAGUAUGAGAGCCUGGACUUCAGCCCAGGUCGGUCCUCACCCCGGGGGGCCGCUGCUUUGCCGGGUGCAUCUUUGAGGAGCUGCUCACUUUCCCCCCCUCGCGAGUCUUUGUUCCAAGCCAGAUAUUGCUCGGAUUCUCUAAUUAACUCCCUCCACUCCAAAGGGGUUCGGAGGCUGGGAUGCUCCACCUGCUUGAAGGAUGUUGACUCUCGAGUGGGAGUCGGAAGGACUGCAAACAGUGGGUAUUGUUGUGAUUAUAUGUGCAUCUCUGAAGCUGCUCCAUUUGCUGGGACUGAUUGAUUUUUCAGAAGAUAGCGUGGAAGAUGAACUGGAGAUGGCCACUGUCAGGCAUCGGCCUGAGGCUCUUGAGCUUCUGGAAGCCCAGAGCAAAUUUACCAAGAAGGAGCUCCAGAUUCUUUACAGAGGAUUUAAGAAUGAAUGCCCCAGUGGCGUUGUUAAUGAAGAGACCUUCAAAGAGAUUUACUCGCAGUUCUUUCCACAGGGAGAUUCUACAACAUAUGCACAUUUUCUGUUCAAUGCAUUUGAUACGGAUCACAAUGGAGCUGUGAGUUUUGAGGAUUUCAUCAAGGGUCUUUCUAUUUUGCUUCGGGGGACAGUACAAGAAAAACUCAACUGGGCAUUUAAUUUGUAUGACAUAAAUAAAGACGGCUACAUCACUAAAGAAGAAAUGCUUGACAUAAUGAAAGCAAUAUAUGACAUGAUGGGUAAAUGCACAUACCCUGUCCUCAAGGAAGAUGCUCCCAGACAACACGUUGAGACAUUUUUCCAGAAAAUGGACAAAAAUAAAGACGGAGUCGUUACCAUAGAUGAAUUCAUCGAGAGUUGCCAAAAAGAUGAAAACAUCAUGCGCUCCAUGCAGCUCUUUGAAAAUGUGAUUUAACUUGUCAAACACAUCCUCAAUCAAACAGACAGAUGUGAACUAUUCUACCACAGAGUUGGAGCUACCACUUUUAGCAUAGAUUGCUCAGCUUUACACUGAGGCAUAUUAUGCAAACAUGCUUUGUUUUAAUAUAAAGCAAUCCCCCAAAAGAUUGGAGUUUCCCAUUUAUAAAUUUGCAUCCUUUUCAUAAUGCUACGGAGUUCAUGGGAUGUUCUGAGUCAUUUCAUACCCUGUGACUAUUCAAAAGUAACAGAAUCUGGCAUAUAGUUUUAUUGAUUCUUUAGCCAUGGGAUUAUUGAGGCUUUCACAUUAUCAGUGAUUCUAAAAUAUCAGUGUUUUUUGCUACUCAUUUGUAUGUAUUCAGCCCCAGGAUUUUAAAUGGUUUUCUAAAAUACUGGCAUCUGCAUUUAAUUUCCAGAAAUUAAUUUUCAUGUUUGUACACUAUAAUUCCAAUUACACUUUAAGUAAACAAGAUUACCAUUAUUGAAAAAAAAUACAUAAAUAGUCCCAGUUUCUGUGGAUUUGCUGCCUUCUGUUUAAAGACAUUCACUUACCUGCCAUUUUUUAUAACAUAAAACAAAUUAGUUUAUUACCAGAUGUCAGCAUAUGCCUAAUAAGGCUUAUUCAAUAAGCAUUUCUUAAUUUUUCCUGAUAUGUAUUACAGCCAAGGACUACAUGAGAAAUGUACUUUUGGACUUGUUCAGUCCUACAGGUUGACUGUUUUCUAUUGUGUCACUAAGUGGAAGUCCAAGAAGGCGUGAAACAAGGCAAGGAUGUCCAUAGGCUUAUGUAAAGGGUCAGGCUGCUGUCCUCUAGUCCAUGGCAAUGCUUAGCGACAAGUAAUCCUUACCCGCGCUAAAGGCCUGUUCCAUCCUCUUUCUUGACAUCCUCAUGGCACCUUGACAUUCCAUGUCAUUCAGAGACAAAGAGAGCCUGACCACCCCAAUGCCUACUAGGAACAAACAGCAAGCAGAAUUCACUUUGAAAGCACCAGUGAUUCCAUUAUAUCGAGAACUAUAAUACCAAAAUGUAGUAGAAAAUGAAUAUAAGCGCUAAGCAACUCAUCUGGAUUGUAUUAUCAUUUAGCUCAUCAUAAAACUCUAAUAAUUUCGGAUUAUUUUUAGUGAUCUUAAGCCAAAAUUGUAAAGCUGCCACAACAUUACUGAAGAUACACACACUUUCUGUUUUGCAGAAAUAUCACAAAGACCAAGAGGCGAGAGUAGGAGGAAAAUUGCAACUGUCUUUGCAACAAUAAAUCAGGUAUCUAUUCUGGUGUAGAGAUAGGAUGUUGAAAGCUGCCCUGCUAUCACCAGUGUAGAAAAUAAGAGUAGUACAAUACAUGUACACUGAAAUUUGCCAUCGCGUGUUUGUGUAAACUCAACGUGCACAUUUUGUAUUUCGAGAAGAAAAAAAAUAAAAGCAAAUAAAAUGUUUAUAACUC
This is a messenger RNA of Sus scrofa (pig), 6261 nucleotides long. It is a transcript of the gene KCNIP4, whose product is annotated as potassium voltage-gated channel interacting protein 4. Gene Ontology annotation, biological process: regulation of potassium ion transmembrane transport. Gene Ontology annotation, molecular function: potassium channel regulator activity; calcium ion binding. Gene Ontology annotation, cellular component: voltage-gated potassium channel complex. The record is from RefSeq and is a predicted model, not a curated record. NCBI's taxonomy places the organism in Eukaryota, Metazoa, Chordata, Mammalia, Artiodactyla, Suidae.